AUGCAUGCCCCUACAUAUUUUGAACUCACUCCUACAAAUAGUCAUCAGCAGACUGGUGUAUAUAAUCCCAUUGGAGAUGGAUCACUUCAAUCACCUGCCGUUUCAUUUCCUCCAGAUACGCACACUCCGGUCUCAGAGCAGUUUGAUGAUAUCACUUAUCCCGGUUCUGAAGUUACUGUAAUUCAUCGCGUUCCUGGACAAGCUUUGGCGAGUUAUUGGCGCCAGGAUCCAAGCAGUGCCUUCCUACUUCAUCACGAAACUGGCGGGAAUGGAAGAUUUGAAAACGAGAGCAGUAGUACCACACUUAGUUGUGCUGAUAGUUAUCAAGCCAAUCAAAGUGCUAGAGAGAACGGUGUGACUCUUCGCGAGAAUGGACUGAAAUCUCUUCAGUCGGAUCACGAAGAAGGGACGACAGUUUGCGCAGCUUCUCAAGUAUCUGCUUCCACGAGGUGCAGUGAUGAUGAUUAUCGUGGUAGGAGAAGAAGGUCAUCAGAAGGAGAAAAUGGAAGAUAUGUUGUUGAACGUAGACACAAAAAAUCACGCAAGGUUUCUUCUCACUGUCAUUCCGAAAGUGAGAUGGAUGGAAGCAGCCGUGGUGGUAGGCACAAAAGACAUCGAUGGAAUCGACGAAAAAGUGAAGAGCAUCGCUCCCGGUCACCAUCUUGCAACUGCGAUUACUCCCAUCGAAUCUCCUGGGCACACGCCUUCGAACAUGGACACGCAAACUCCCUUCCCACAAUGAAGAAACACUAUAAUCGUGAGUCCACAUCCUCACCGAACCUGAGAAGAAAGAAGCCGAUUACAGGAAUGUUUGGAGCAAAUUUGGCAGCUUUUCGAGAGGAGGAACAGUGGUCGGAUAGUGAGCAAAUUCGAUCUCGUCCUAUAAAUGCUAAUUACUGCGGUCUUUUUGGUCUUUCAUUUGUAUGCUUUCUAGCAAUCGGUUGUCUUCUAUCUCCCAUCUUAAUGCUCAUCAUACCCAUAGCUCUCUCAUUGGGCAGAGAUGCUACCAUUGGAUUUGGAUUAUCUGCUAGAUUGCCCAUUAUGAACUCAUGCAAUGUUCGCUGUGAAGCUAAUCUACUUUCAAUAUCUGUUAAAAUGCUCCUCCUUUGUUUGACUACGUGGAAACUUUACAUUCAACCGAUUGCCUGUGUCUGUAAGAGGCUGGGAAUUCGCCCGAUGUCUGUGUCAGCUCUCCUCAGUCGGAAGUUCCGAGCUCUUGGACGUUUCAGCCUGGAUCACUCUCCAUUCGAUCCAUCUACACUUCAUCCAUACCCCUCUGCUGAACGACUUAUUGGUUUGACACUCUCCGUAAAUUUCCUGGGAGUAGGGGCAACCUGUGCCUUCUGGGUGGCUUUUGCUGCCAGGUGGAUGAAAUGGUUACUUCAACCUAGAUCAGAAUACCUCUCCGCGGUAUCUCAAGACCUUCACGCGCAAUUUGGAUUACCCGCUGCCUUGGCAACACCUUCAGAUAUUGCAGAUCAGGGUGAUCCGUCAAAUUCUUCCUAUGCUAGCCUUGUUAGUUUUGUGCUAACCUUCACAGACACACUUCUACUGCUUCAUUUGGUCGGUGUGACUUUGAGAACUUGGAAUUAUAUAAAGGGAAAUGGAAGACAUUAUGUGGUAAAAGUCAUCAGAUCUCCAGAUGGUAUCAGCAAAAGCUACAGAGUAACUGGUUCAAGUCUGGAGGUGGUUGCUACGCGGAUUAUUCAAAAGUACAAUGUUGACUUUCCGUUAUACGAUGCUCAAGUGGCAAGCGCAUCUUACCGCUAUAUUCAAAUAUCUCCUGACUCGCCAAAUAAUGAAAGCGCUAAGGCUUAUGCCCGAAGGGCCUCGGUUCGAUUACGUCAGAAACUUGCGUCCUUCUCCUGCCUCACCCAAGAAGAACAAGAAUUCCAAAUGAAGAGGUGUAGUAGCGCAGGUGGGGGAAGUUCAUUCAAAUUCUACUCACUCGAUGGACCGGAGGCUUGUUCGACCGCAGCUGAAUCAAUGACGACCUUGAAGGGGGAUGGACAAAAUGAUGGCGGUGGAAGUGACAAUGGACGUAAUGUGAAUACGCUUUGCGCCGAUCGAUAUCGCAGUGAAGCAGAGUAUGAACGAGUGCUGAAGAAGCGGCGAAUGCGUUUAUUAAUUGCAACAGAAAAGGCUUUUGCGGGGGUGGAGGCGAUGUCACCCGAAGAAAUUCGCGUGCCUGGACACAAUGGUAAGCGCAUGGUGCUUAUUGAUCGAUCGAUUUUUAAGUUGUCUGGAGAAGAUUGCACUGGCCGUUUGUUUGUAUAUUUCGAAGGAAGAACGCUGUUUACAGCAUUGGAAUGA
This is a messenger RNA of Rodentolepis nana, 2313 nucleotides long. The record is from the annotation of a GenBank genome assembly. NCBI's taxonomy places the organism in Eukaryota, Metazoa, Platyhelminthes, Cestoda, Cyclophyllidea, Hymenolepididae.